Hippocampus comes (tiger tail seahorse) is the source of this 939-nucleotide messenger RNA. RefSeq names its product chromosome unknown C1orf50 homolog (gene cunh1orf50). Bases 323 to 892 code for a protein of 189 amino acids. NCBI's taxonomy places the organism in Eukaryota, Metazoa, Chordata, Actinopteri, Syngnathiformes, Syngnathidae. The transcript is spliced from 5 exons. The record is from RefSeq and is a predicted model, not a curated record.
AUCGAUAGUGGUAAGGAGGAGCUGGAAACGUGACUUAAGAUCCACCCCUGUGUUUUCGUCGACAACGUAGCCGGGGGGAAACAACUCGGACAGUCAAUGUGGACAAGCUGCAACACGGCACAUUGAGUUCCCGUUUUCCUUAAAGGGCAGUCAGUGGCUGGGAUCAAGUACUCACAUAACGAAGGAAAUCAACGAACUACUCAGAUAACGAAGGAACGCAACGAACUCUGCUCUUCUGUAAAACAAGCUGGUUACUUAACUGGGCCUGAGCAAAUUCGCUUUAAUAAUAGAGUCCUUUAAAUAAAGGCUGACAUAGAAAAUAAUGGAUGGAACUGUCAGCCUCCCAAGCCAGCCCGAAAAAACAACCAAAGUGACUCUGGUUGAGAGCAGCGUCGCUCCUGGUGGACAGCAGCUUGUCAACGCUUACCAGACCACUAGAGUGGGGGACGCUAUGGAUCUUGUUGCUUUGGCAACACAACUGCAGAAGGCAGACGAUUUUAUUAAAGCCAAUGCCUGCAACAAACUGUCGGUAAUUGCUGACCAGAUCCGAUAUCUACAAGAGCAAGCAAGAAAGGCCUUAGAAGAAGCAAAAAGAGAUGCUGACCUCCACCACGCUGCCUGCAACAUAGUGAAAAAGCCAGGCAACAUGUAUUACCUCUACCAGCGACCAUCUGGACAAAAAUACUUUUCUAUCAUUUCACCUAAGGAAUGGGGCUCAAGUUGUCCUCACCUGUUUGUUGGUGCAUUCAAACUUCAACACGACAUGUCCUGGACUCCUGAGGAUGAUGUGCAUAAAAGGGAUGCAGAGAUUGCUAUCAUGGGCAAGUUACUGAGCCAACAGACAAUUUUACCAUCUGACAAGGAACCUAAUUUCAAAGGACUCUCUAAUUAAGAGAGUGGUGCAGCUGACUAAACCUGAAUAUUCAUCCCAUAAUGAAA